Messenger RNA from Eublepharis macularius, 2388 nucleotides. Its product is annotated as cation channel sperm-associated auxiliary subunit delta-like. Lineage: Eukaryota; Metazoa; Chordata; Lepidosauria; Squamata; Eublepharidae. Gene Ontology annotation, biological process: flagellated sperm motility; sperm capacitation. Gene Ontology annotation, cellular component: sperm principal piece; CatSper complex. The coding region runs from base 1 to 2388 and encodes 795 amino acids. The transcript has a single exon. The record is from RefSeq and is a predicted model, not a curated record.
AUGAAUAAAAAAACAGCCCUGUGCAACUCAGACACCCAUGUUAUCCUAUUAGUAGAGUUCUUGCUGUGGACAGGUAGGGUGAAUGGUGGCUGGUGGCAAUGCAGUGAAGAGCGACUUGUUUAUACAAGUGACUUUCUCCACUCAACAACAGUAUUAGCAGGUAGUUAUCUCUCUUACAAUCUAUCUGACCCCAUUCUAAUACAGCACUCAUGUGGACGGUAUUUCUCUGGAGGCAUUCCUCCAGCUCUGUACCUUGGGGAAAAAGUAUUCAUCAGCUUGGAUAGAUUUGAAAGUAGUCUUUUGCCACUGACCAUUUUACAUAAUCUUGUGACUCCACCUGCUUUAGUCAGUGAUGCUACAUUUGUGCAAAAUUCUCGAGUGCUCAUAGUGAUAAAUGGAAAAGUCUAUAUAUAUUUCUAUAAAUGGAAAACCUGGUUAAUAUCAGAUGGGAUUAAUAAACCCAUUACUAAGAUUACAAACAUGGAUUGCUGCUAUUCUACAAGUGAUCCUGUCUGUAAUCAAGUCAGUAAUUAUGUUCUGGCAUAUGACUCAGGGAAUAUAGCUGAAGAAAGCAACAUCUUCUACUCAGAUGAUGGAGGUUACUCAUUUGCUAAGUUCUACAUUACCCCAUUCCCUAAAGGCAUCCUUAUUGCAGCCUACAAUUUUGUUUCAAUAGCACAGACUGGAAUGCUCUUCAAUCAAACUGAGAAUAAUGGUAAUGGGUCGGCUUAUUUCAUAUACAGUGGCACAAGCUAUAUGAACAAUCGCAAAGGUGUCAUCUUCUCAUUGAGAGCCUACAAAAAUGAGAGUGUUUUGAGCAUAAUGCCUCCUGGUUUGAGAGGUUUUAUCAUGCUUUGGACUAAACAUGAUUUAGUGUUCUCCUUCAACAAUGGACUGACUUUAGAACCCAUCUCUGUCCUUCCCACAGAGAAGUACGUUAACGAGUCACUCCCUAAGUAUGAAGAAGGUAUUUGUAAUGUGGCUGUCACCAGCAGUGAGGUCGCAGCCCUCACCAAGAAUCAGAAGCUUUUCUAUGGAACGCUGGAUAUAGUCUCCACAAAAAUGGUGCUAAUUGGAGAGAGAAAUAGUAGUGAGAGUGCAACCCACUGUGAUGUGUUAAUGUUUGAUACCACUGGAAUGCUUACCAUUUUCAAUCCUGUCCCCAGCAAUGAAACUGGAUUUUAUAAUUUUCACAAAUGCACCAUCAACUUACAGGAUCGGCUCAUGAAUGUGCGGCCACACCUGCAGCCCUGUCCUGUAGAGAUCCUCAGUGGUGAUUUCCAUAACAAAAUGUACUAUAUAGACAUGAAGAAGGAGCUUCAUUUUAACAUCACAUUUGUGCCCAAGCCAGGCACUGGGGCUUUCCCAUAUGUAACUGUGAGCAACCCACAUGUGCUGGGAUUUCAGGCAAAACUUUUGCAGGAUGGCUAUACCUAUGAUGGAAACAUUAAGUACUGCCUACAAGUUACAGCGCUACAACAGCAGUUCACAAGCAUAGCUGAACGUAGCUUUCAGGAUGACCUUUUUCAUACAAGAAUUUCUACCCUCACUGUGGACAUCUACAACAAAGGCAUAUUCUGCAUUGACAUGCAUCCAUUGACAGCUCUUAUUGCAAUGGACUGUCCACCUACUAAACAUAUUAGACCUUUUAAAAAUAUAACAGUGUGCAACAAAGGAUUCUUACAUGAAGCCAGACUACGGAAUAAUUUCUAUUAUACAAUUCAUCGGGAUAUAUAUGAUCCAGCAUUCCUUGGUAGACAGCAUCUAGAUCAAGAUGACCUUAACAUUUCCUACCCUUAUAAACGUUUAGGAUGUCCAAUUCUCUGGUAUUAUGAUAGCCCAUGGCUUCCAGUACUUGAACUGUGGGAAGAUGAUAAAUUUGUGGAAUAUGUUUCUGCUGACUUUGUACUGUUUGAAAUAAAUGGAAUGCAUAAUUAUGAUUAUCUCCUGACUGCAUCAGAAGCUAAAUGUAUCUCACAGCCUCAGAACUGGACCAGAACUUUUCAAAUGCAACCUUAUCCAGACCCACAUACUUCAUGGAACAGAAUUAGCUAUAGAAAUUGUAAGGUGCCCAAUGAGGAGGGACCUUUAGUAGCAUCUUCUUUAAAAUACCAAGUUCUAAACCUUAAUGAAGAGAAUAGGAUAAUAUUUUCACAGUACAAUGGCAUAUAUGUCUUCAAAGUCAUUGUUGUAGACACAGUAUAUAGUUACUGUGAACUAUCAACUGUUUUCAGUGUAUACGUGCUUGGUGCCCACCCAAAAUCACAGAUAAACCCUAUAGGUAUGCUAAUUGGUGUCCUAAUUCUUAUAUUGGGUUCAAUUUUGAUGGGAUAUUUCUUUCCUAAAUUAUUACAUUUGAGAGAAAAUGCAGCCAUUAAAACCUUUUAG